This is a messenger RNA of Aspergillus saccharolyticus JOP 1030-1, 318 nucleotides long. Its product is annotated as Vps35-domain-containing protein. NCBI's taxonomy places the organism in Eukaryota, Fungi, Ascomycota, Eurotiomycetes, Eurotiales, Aspergillaceae. The record is from RefSeq and is a predicted model, not a curated record. The annotation marks the transcript as partial. The transcript has a single exon. Gene Ontology annotation, biological process: intracellular protein transport; retrograde transport, endosome to Golgi. Gene Ontology annotation, cellular component: retromer, cargo-selective complex; retromer complex; late endosome.
CUCUACCGGGACGGCAAGCGCGUCCUCGAAUGCCUCCAACGCGCCCUCCGCGUCGCCGACGCCUGCAUGGACACGGCCGUGUCUGUAGAACUCUUCGUCGAGAUCCUCAACCGCUACGUCUACUACUUCGACCAACAGAACGAAACCGUGACCACCAAGUAUCUGAAUGGUCUGAUCGAGCUCAUCCACUCCAACCUCCAGACCGACAAGGAGGAGCCCAACCCCAGCCUCGAAGGGCCCAAACGCCACUUCCAGCGCACAUUGGAGUACAUCCGGUCCCGGGAUUACGAAGGCGUAGUCACGGAGCCAAGGCAGUGA